UUUCUCCCUCUCUUCUCUUCUCCCUCAGUGUCUCACUUCUCUCGUCGCUCGGUUCAUCGGAUUUUUCUGUGAGCUGAGAGACGGAGGGAAAAACAAGAAGAGGAAAAAAUUCCGGGUAUGGCCGCCCCGCGUUUGUGGGACUAAACCUGAAGAACAAUUAAGUGCUGCGUUGUAAAGGUAGAGGAAGAGGAGAGAAGAGGGGGGUAGGAGGAAGAGGAAGGGAUCUGGGAAAAGCAAGAGAAGAAGAUGAGAGAUAAGUAGGUGUAGAGUGGCGAAAGUUGUCUGAUUUCCCAGAAUAGAUUUUAAAAAAAAGCCAAAUAUAGAAAACAAGUGGAAGACGAAGAGCGAGAAAAGGAGGUGUAAAGAAAGGAAGGAAAAAAAAAACAGAACUCCGCCAAAUCCCCACAGCUGAUACGUGGACGUUGGUCAUCCAUCCAUCAUCCAGGAUGGACAAAGUGGAGCGAGUGAUGAAGAUGGUGAAGAGGAUGUCACCGAGGAAGAAGAGGAGAGAGGGAGGAGGAGGAAGAGGGGGAGGAGGAGCGGGAGAGCUGGAGAGCCCGGACACAUUGUGCGACGAACUCUGUCGUUUUAGCCUCUGCAUCAGCGAUGACGGGCCAUAUGGAAAAACAAAGGAUAUCUCUGGACCAGAACAGACUAUGGCCUCAAGAAGACACAGUAUACCAGAAGCUCUGCGGGGGGUGACCAUGGUGGAGCUGGUGAAGAAAGAAGGCAGCACUCUGGGCCUCACCAUCUCAGGUGGAACCGACAAAGAUGGGAAACCACGGGUAUCGAACCUACGACCUGGAGGGUUGGCGGCCAGGAGUGACCAACUAAAUGUUGGCGACUACAUUAAGUCUGUGAAUGGCAUCAAUCUGACCAAACUGCGGCAUGAAGAGAUAAUCAGCUUAUUGAAGAACGUAGGAGAGAGAGUUCUGCUGGAGGUGGAGUAUGAACUGCCCCCUACAGCACCAGACAGCACCUCAGGGGUUAUAUCGAAGACAAUCGACAUCUGUUUGCACAAAGAAGGGAACAGCUUCGGUUUCGUCAUGAGAGGUGGUACACAUGAGGACUGGCACAAGUCACGCCCCCUUGUGGUCACCUACGUCAGGCCAGGAGGUCCUGCAGACAGAGAGGGCACGCUGCGUCCCGGCGAUCGCCUCCUCAGCGUGGAUGGCGUACCGCUGCACAACGCCAACCACAGUGAUGCCCUCAGUGUGUUGGCUCAGUGCGGCCAGGAAGCCCUGUUCCAGAUAGAGUAUGACGUCACUAUCAUGGACACCGUAACGAACGCCUCCGGCCCGCUUUUAGUGGAAAUUGCCAAAUCGCCAGGAGCAACGCUGGGCAUCACGCUGACGUCGGCCAAUCAUCGAAACAAGCAGGUCAUUGUCAUCGACCGGGUUAAACCCGGCAGCGUGGUGGACAGAUGCGGAGCAUUGCAUGCCGGGGAUCACCUGCUGUGCAUAGACGGGACAUCGACAGAACACUGUACGGUCCUGGAGGCAACACAGCUAUUAGCGAGCACAACAGAACUGGUGAAAUUAGAAAUACUGCCCUCGCAUCAAACGAGGCUAACUGGGAAACAGCACGACACAGUGAAGGUUCAGAAGUCGGACCACCCCCACUCCUGGGACCCCUGUGUGAACUACUGUCACCCUCCAAACUCCACCCUCUGCAACACAAGCUCCACUCUCAACAGGUCAUGGACCGCCUCAAAUAAUAACACCAUCAACAGCCUCGACUACUGCAAGUCUCUGGUAUCUGCCAGUUUCUCUCCCGGCUCUACAACUACAUCGGGACCUAGCAGCCAGAGCUCUAGUACCUUGCCCAGGCCUACAGUUCCCAUGAGUCCACGUAACUCGCUCCUCAAACGAAGGCAGAGGAAGAAAGAGCACAAAAGCUCCUUGUCCCUAGCGUCCAGUUCGGUUGGUCCAGGUGGUCAAGUAGUUCACGUAGAGACCAGUGAGGUCGUCUUGACAGGUGACCCGCUCAACGGCUUCGGUGUCCAGCUGCAGGGAGGAAUAUUCGCCACCGAAACACUGUCCGCACCGCCGCUUAUCCGAUUUAUUGAGCCCGACAGCUCAGCAGAGAGGUGUGGCCUGCUCCAGGUUGGAGACCGCCUCCUGUCCAUCAAUGGAAUCCCCACAGAAGAUGGAACACUAGAGGAAGCCAAUCAGCUGCUCCGAGAUGCUGCGCUGACCAAUAAGGUCACACUGGAGAUAGAAUUCGAUGUAGCAGAGUCAGUGGUGCCUAGUAGUGGUACUUUCCACGUCAAACUGCCGAAGAAACGAGGAGUGGAGCUGGGACUCACCAUCAGUGCCAGUAAGAAGCAAGGGGAGCCCCUCAUCAUUUCUGACAUCAAGAAGGGCAGCAUGGCCCACAGGACAGGGACAUUGGAGCCCGGGGAUAAGCUGUUGGCCAUCGACAACAUCAGACUGGAGAAUUGCUCCCGAGACGAUGCAGAGCAGAUCCUGCAGCAGUGCGAGGAGCUGGUCAAGCUGAAGAUACGCAAAGACGAAGACAACUCAGAUGAGCAGGAGACGUCGGGCAGCAUCAUCUACACAGUGGAGCUGAAGCGGUAUGGAGGCCCUCUGGGUAUCACCAUCUCAGGCACCGAGGAGCCUUUUGACCCCAUCACUAUAUCCGGCCUAACCAAGAGAGGCUUGGCCGAGAGGACAGGGGCUAUUCAUGUCGGUGAUCGGAUCUUGGCUAUCAACAGCGUCAGUCUGAAAGGCAAGCCGCUGAGUGAAGCCAUCCACCUGCUGCAGAUGGCUGGAGAGACGGUCACGCUCAAGAUAAAGAAACAGCUCGACACUUUUUCUCUGCAAGACCUGGAGGAGAGGAAGGCUGCAGAUGCAGAGGACACGACAGAGAAUGACCUAAGUGACACUGAGGAGGACGAUUUGACGGACAGCCAGCAGACAAGUAAGCUGUCGGAGCUCUACUCCACAACCAUACCCAGCGUCGACUCUGCCAUGGAGUCAUGGGAUGGCUCAGGGAUGGACGCCGGCUAUGGCAGCCAGGGUACAUACACCCACCAGGCAGCUGGUAUCGCCCUCCACCCCCAUGAAUGGCGUAGUGCAAAACAGCAGCGCAGCACCACACCGCCCCCUGGACGCCGAAAGAAUUACCCUUUCAGCGACGGAGGUUUCAGUGAGGACGACUGGGACAAACCACCUGGAUUUAUUGGCCAACAACCAGACGGUAUUCUGUUGGAUCCAGACGACAGUUUCUGGUGUCAGGCGCUCGAAGAUCUGGAGACUUGCGGCCAAUCAGAACUACUCAGAGAGAUCGAGGCAUCCAUCAUGACAGGAACAGCCAUCAGUCUGGGUGUAGAUGGUGUCAACAAGCCUCCAGCUGAGUCCAUACUGAGUCACAGCAGAAUGAGCCCGUUGCGGAGAAAUUCCCUCCUGCACCAGGGAAACCUGCUACACCAGGCUACACACCUCCACCAGGGCGCCCAUCUGCACGAGGAGGCCCACCUGCAUGAAGAGGCCCAACUCCACCAAGAUUCCCACCUGCAACAGGAGGCCCAUUACAACCAUGAGGCCCACCUGCACCAAGGAGCCCACAUCAACCAAGAUAACCAAUCCCCUCUCCUGCACCACGAGCCCAAGCCCAAGGCCUCAUUGAGAGUGUCAGAGAGGACGUGGGAGUCUCGUCGGAUCAAAGAGGAGAUGCAGGGAAUCUUGUCCCCAACGCCUUUGGAGCUGCACAAAGUUACAGUGAUCAAGGACCCAGAGAUCGACGACUUUGGCUUCAGUGUGUCCGAUGGCUUUUUGGAGAAAGGAGUUUAUGUCAACAUGAUCAGACCGGACGGUCCAGCUGACCGCGCCGGGCUCAGACCCUACGACAGGAUCCUGCAGGUGAACCACGUGAGGACGAGGGACUUUGACUGCUGCCUGGCGGUGCCACUGAUCACGGAGGCCGGAGACAGACUGGAGUUGGUCAUCAGUCGCAACCCGUUGGUCAACGAUGACACAGAGGACAAUAACAACACUUUGGACCAUCCGCUAGACCUGUAACAGACAUACACAAACAAAAAAAGACAGAUGAAUCUCUAGACACACACACACAUGCAGGAGAUAUACUACAACUGGUGAUGAAGCGAAGAUAUUUCUACUGGACUGAACUGGCCCAAACACUCACACCACAAACACCACCGGCUUGCAAUAAUUCUACUUAAAACACAGAGACUCUUACACAUACACACUUGCAUGCUCAUAAAGUCGCCCCCUCCCAUUUGCACUGUGUUGAACUGCUGUCAUACAGUAUAUUUCUCUAUGGAAGCACAGCCACAGUGCAGAAAACAAAUCGGAGACACUCUCUUGACGGCUGGCUCCGAGUCCUCAAUGUCGUUCCAACAUAAAUAACCACUUACUUGGCACUUUGGCCAGCCAAUGAUUCUGGCUCUUUAAAUUCAGUUUUUUUUUUCUUAAAACAAAUGAAUAAAACCUGCAAUUUGGGUGAGGUAAUCUUGACUGUUUUUAAUGCCAGGCCACAGGUUUAUAGAAAUUUCUAGUGCCAAUGCUACCAGAGGGACCUGCCUUAUUACGCAAAGUGAUUUUAGGAAAUUUCAAGUGAAACUGUAUUUAGAGAAACUGCCUGACUCAGUUUGCAGGUUUCAUUUGUUUCAAGACUAAAAAAAGACCCAAAAGAUGGUUGAACCAACAGUUUCUAAAGGAAUAGUGUCUGAAUGUGGACUAUAUAGAUGUAGUCCACAUUUGCUGCUCAAAUACUGCUGCUCCAUUGCAAUUCCCAAGGGUCAAGCUUAGUUCUUAUUUUAGCUGUCGCAUGAAGGUGGACUUAUAUAUUGGAUACUUCUGCUCAUCAUUGAUAUAAAAAAAAAAAAGAAAUCAAAAUGUAUGGGUCAGGACAAUGAUGUCGCCCCAACUGCCAAACGUUUUGCUCAAUCCAGUCAAUGAAGGGAUGAGAAAGAAUGGAGACACUUGGGAAUUUCUUUCCUCUCCUGAUGAAACAUGGCAUCUUGAAAUGGAAUUUGUUGAAGGCAAUCUUUGCUGCUGCAACACAUCUAGGAAGCUGUGAUCAUGGAGAUGUCUUGGGAGGGGAAGAAAACUGUGUUGCCAACAGAAGAACAUCUUGCAACAUUUGGAGAGAUUAUUAUUAUUUUAUUUUUUUUGCCAACUGCUGGGAAACCUGCCCAUCUACAUUGCACAAUACAGUCAGUCUGAGAGCAGUGGGUUCAGCUCAUUGCUGGCUUACAAAGUCAAAGAGCAGUAACUACUAUGUAUGCUUUUUCAACAGCAGAGCUCGUGAUUGGGGUUGAAGUUAAAGGUGGUAUGUGUAGCAUUUAUGAGAAAUGUGGUACAACAUGUAUAUAAUUGGCCUGAACAAAAGGAGCCUGUCAGAUUCCAAAAGAAAUAGAGCAACAUUCUUUGCAAGUUUCAGAUGGUAAAAGUAACGAACGGCUGAUGGGAACAUACUUAUCUGACAGCUUUACAGUAAACAGACAAACGUGUUAUACAUGUUCCAUUUCUAGCCACAUGCAAUGAAACAUACAGACCCUUUCCAAAAAAUUAGAAUAUCAUAGAAAAGUUUACUUAUUUCCAUAAUUCCAUUUAAAAGGUUAAAC
Molecule: messenger RNA, 5590 nt
Organism: Larimichthys crocea (large yellow croaker)
Lineage: Eukaryota; Metazoa; Chordata; Actinopteri; Sciaenidae
Gene: grip2b
Product: glutamate receptor interacting protein 2b
Exons: 25
Coding region: 447-4022 (1191 amino acids)
Biological process (GO): neurotransmitter receptor transport, endosome to postsynaptic membrane
Molecular function (GO): protein binding
Source: RefSeq, a predicted model, not a curated record